UAUACGUCCACAUGACCCCAGUUUGGAUUCAGGACUAUGCAGCAAAAGCAAUAAUUGUCCGCAGUAUAUCGUUGGCAAUGCAACGCACAGUACCGCGAGCCGUGCAGAGUCCGGUGUGCCUUGUCCAGAGUCAGGCGCAAAUCGUGGAUGAUGCAGCGCCGUUGCGCUUCGUUGGCCACUGGGAUGUACGGGGGACCGCCACGCUAACCAAUAACGGUCAGUCUGCCGUGUUGACGCUGAACGAUCGUCCUUACCAACCGUUUGUGGUCGGAGGUCUGCUCGGUGGCGUUUACAUAUUUGAGCAACUUCACUUCCAUUGGGGACCGGACGAUAGUGUCGGGUGCGAACAUCUGAUCGAUGGACGGGUCCACUCGAUGGAGGCACAUCUCGUUCACUAUAACGCACGUUACGGUAGCUUCGCUGAAGCGUUUAAUAAGCCAGACGGAUUGAUGGUUGCCGCAUUUCUUUUCGAAGCUCAGUCAAACCAGACGGACUGGAUGCCGCUGCAGCCAAUUGUACGCGCCCUUCAAUGUAUCGAACCGCCAGGCACGGCAACACCCAUUUCGGCCAACUGUUUGUGCUGGAUGGCCGGGCUAGUGCUCGAUCGGCAUUACUACACCUAUCACGGUUCCACGACAACCGCACCGUACCGGGAGAACGUAAUCUGGCUAGUCUAUCACGCACCUAUCUUCAUCUCCUCACAGCAAUCGAACGCUUUUCGUCGUUUAAUGCGUAAACAAGCCGGAUCUGGUGCGUCGCUCGUACCGAUUGCUAGCAAUUUUCGUCCAGUCCAGUCGCCGUCUAGCUCUUUCCGGCUGGUGUUUGUACGCGACAAUGUACCACCGGUGCGAUCCAAACUGUGAGCCUUGAACACCCUAAAAAACACGCAAUACGAUGCAUUCCUGUGUACACUGUUACGCACCGGUUUUUACGUUUUUUCUCUCUCUUUAUUGUCGCUUUAAAUGAUAAUUGGAUUACAAGCCAGAUUGGGAGGUUAAGAUCGAAAACCAAAAAAAAAAAA
Molecule: messenger RNA, 1021 nt
Organism: Anopheles stephensi (Asian malaria mosquito)
Lineage: Eukaryota; Metazoa; Arthropoda; Insecta; Diptera; Culicidae
Product: carbonic anhydrase 7-like
Exons: 2
Coding region: 12-863 (283 amino acids)
Cellular component (GO): cytoplasm
Molecular function (GO): carbonate dehydratase activity; zinc ion binding
Source: RefSeq, a predicted model, not a curated record